GGAUGAUUAAAAUCUUACGUCACACGACCAUGCCUUUUAAUUUCAGUUGGCUCCACUCGGAAUGAAUCAGUUUUCAAAAUAUUCAUACAUUCUCAGAAUAGGCGUUAAGAUAUUUAUUUCUUUAAUUGUGGAUAUCACAUUCCGUUUAGUUUUCCAUUUUUCAAUCUUCCUACGAGAAAUGUUUGUGUGAAUUAGGAACUUAAAAAAAAGUGAAAGCAUCAAUGGAUUUAUUGUUAUUUCGUGUUUAGUCUUUUUUAAGACACUUCAAUAUUUAUGAGCGACAUAGUGUUUUCUUGUCAUAACGGCCGGUAUAUCUUGACCGCUGGUAUAAAAGAAACGGCGCGAAUUCCUUCAGGGCAUAUCCCGCGUACGAUCAGCUGAUUUUAAAGUGCAAGAUGUAUUCUUUUCUGAUCUCAUUUAUUUAUACGUCUACGUAUUUAACAAUUAUAGGCAUUUGCUCAGUGAUACCACAAGCAGAUAAUAUUACGGAACCAAAUGGACAAUAUAAUACAAGCGAUAUGGAUUUUGAGCAACUAGUUCAUCUUUUUCAACAGAAUACUGACUACUCAGAAACAGAUGGUAAUGUACAACGAUGCCGCACUUGUCACAUUCGCGAACACCAAAAGAGAUUACGGAUCAACUCCAUAAAAAGUAGAUUAUCUCAUGCUUUAAGGUUGGAUGUUUUAGGAUUACCAAAUGUAACACGGACAAGAUUUCCCAGAAUUCCAUCCUAUGAAAGAUUACGACAUCAGUAUGAAAACGAAAUUAAUUUAGAAGAAAUGCAAUAUGACCAACCAUAUUCAUACACAGAACGAAUUGAAGAUGAAGAAGAUGAAUUUGGUAGAAUGGAGAGAACAUUUAUAUUUUCUGAAGAACCGCCAACGUCCUUAUUAGUGGAAGCACCGAAUGCAGUGUAUUUCAACAUACCAGUGAUGGAAAAUCAAGAGGUACACAGGGCACUCCUAUGGGUUUACAUAGCACCACCACUAAGACAAUUCAAUUUACCCAAAAACGUGUCAGAACUUUUCCUCUACAAGCUUGUUCCUCCAGGAAAACGUGGAGGGCCCCCUGUCAAAAGGUUUUUAAAAAGAAAGAAAAAGAAUAUCGCGGAGACCAUCGGCUGGCAUCAUUUUGAUAUUACUGAUCUCACUCAGCAGUGGGCCUCCGAUCCAUCGUCUAACCUGGGUGUAGUGGUGGAAGCUUUUGAUGGAUAUAAUGAGAAUCUCAUUGUCCUGCAAAACGGAACGACAAAUAACAGUGGCUACGAACCCAACCUUGACUUCAAGACCAUUACGAUUCUUCAUAAUGAAAGAGAAAAGAGAUCUACGGUUUUAAACUGUAAUGAACAAAAUCAGUUUGAUACAUGCUGUCGCUACCCCUUAACCGUAGAUUUUGUGGAGUUUGGUUGGGAUUUUGUCAUUGCACCACAGCGAUACGAUGCAUUUUAUUGCGCGGGAGAAUGCCGUGAUGAGGGUUUGAGUGAAUCCGGUCACUCCGCCGUAGUACAACAGAUUCCAGAGUCUAGAAUGCUCAGCACAAACCCUGGACCAUGCUGUACUCCUGUUCGAAUGGCGAAUCUCAAAAUGCUUUACUUUGAUCAUGAAUCAAGAGUUCAGUUGACAACGCUUCCAAGAAUGAAAGUUGUCCGCUGUGGUUGUGCUUAACGUCUUAACUGUUGUGAAUCUGAUUUACUUUCAGUAAAAAAAAUCUCACUGCUUUAUCUGCAGUUUGUAUAUUCAGGAAAAAUGUUCCUGUUAUUUGUUUGCCCCAAAUUUUCCUGAUGUCAAUAAUCCCGCUUAAAGCAACAAUCGUCACUUUCUAGGGAGCAUAUUGUUCAAUGAAAAUUGUGGAUUUUUGAAAAGAGUCCAAAAGUAUCCAUUGAUGGGACUACGUUGUGCUUUCAUGUGAAGAGCAAAUGAACAGUUCAAGACUGUUUUGUUUUCUUCCUCUCCCAAGGAGUAUUUGUCGAAUAGGGCAUUUGUUUGUUAUGUAUACAGAAAUCCUUAACUGAUCUCUUUUUUCCACAUCGUUUAGGACAUGUUAUAGUCUUGUAUGGUGUGAAAUUGUUUUGUUUCAAUGUAAGCUUGUACAUUUUAAAUUUAUUUGCGUUAUGCAUUCUGUUAUAUUUUUGUUCAUCCUUAUGUCAUUUUAUUAUUAUUAUUUUUAAAUGAUGUGAAACUACUUUUUUCAAUAUUUUCCAAUAUAUUGCUGAAAGGGCAAAAAAACAAUCAAUUUAAUAUAUAUGUUUAUACACAUAUUUGUUUAAAAAAUGGCCAAAUGACUGCAAAGUCUGAAGUAGUGAUUAUCAAAGGUUCAAAAUCACAUCUAUUUUUUUUAAUUAAUGCAGAUAAUUUCAUACAUUUUUCGUCACUUGCAUUCCAGAGCAAUAUUAUAAAUGCAUAUAUAGAAAAAAUGUUUAAAAAAAAAAUUUGACAAAUCAUAUGUUGAUGCUAUUAACCUUUACAAAAUGUGUUUGCACAACUAUUGUGCCUAAGUAAAAUUCAACUGUGAUAACUGUUAUAAAAUAAACGGCUUCUUCUAAAAAAAA
Molecule: messenger RNA, 2548 nt
Organism: Saccostrea cuccullata (small rock oyster)
Lineage: Eukaryota; Metazoa; Mollusca; Bivalvia; Ostreida; Ostreidae
Product: growth/differentiation factor 8-like
Exons: 3
Coding region: 396-1664 (422 amino acids)
Cellular component (GO): extracellular region
Molecular function (GO): growth factor activity; cytokine activity
Source: RefSeq, a predicted model, not a curated record